CCACAGGACCCUGACGGGUCAUCUUGCAGUGCGCGGUGGCAGUGCUGGAUGGAUAAUGCAUUCCAGGGCGGCAAUGUAUGCUCAAGGCAAAUGGGAGAUGGCGGAACAGGAUCCGCAUGCAGCCAACACGUUGCGGGCGGGAGAACAAUGCUACGGUGCCACGAGUGCCUGUCCCACUGUGCUGGAUCUUCCUGGCAUGUGGCCAGGACAGGGGUCCUUCCUCCAGACAUCCAUCCAUCGUCCCACCCACGAUUGCUGUCCUCUCCAACGCCCAGAACAAGUGGGGCCCAGACGACACCUGAGCAUCAAGCUCCAGACACACACACGCUGGUGCUCCAGUGCCGUCACCACGGCUGCUGCUCCACGACAAGGCUGAGUCAUUGGCACUCCCCUAUUCCUCCUUUCAGCCUCAUGGCACAGCCGUCCACUCAGCAGCAGCAGCUGCCCAACCGGCCAGCACGCCUGUCCAGCGCAAAGGGCGCCUUCGCCCUCGCCUCCUCCUCAGGCUCCUCCUCGCCGUCCCCCACGGCUAUCCUCCCGCCCAGCCACACAACCACUGGCCAACACACGUCCAUAUCCGACCAGUCCGACCCUGACGACGACUCUGACGACAACGACCUCCCCCUCCCUUUCCCCGCCGCCCUCGCCAGGAGCGACUUCCUCGCCCCAGACUUCGAUCCGCCGGCCUACCUCUCCCAGCUCGUCGCCACAAACCGCCACCAGACCCUCGAGGACCUGCGCUCCGACCUGCGCGACCGCAGCGCCGCCAUCAGCGUCGAGCUGCUCGAGCUCGUCAACGCAAACUACACGGCCUUCCUGUCCCUUGGGAGCGAGCUCAAGGGCGGCGAGGAGCGCGUCGAAGAUGUCCGCGUGUCUCUGCUCGGCUUCCGGCGCGCGGUGGAGGAGAUCAAAGGCAGAGUGGGCGAGAGGGGCGCCGAGGUGGGCAAGCUGAACGGGGAGUUGUUAGCGGUCAGGAGGGAUAUCGAGCGCGGGAGGAUGAUGGUAGAGCUGGACGAGCGGGUGGCCGAGGUGGAGGGCAGGCUUGCGCUGGGGAGCGAACCUGCUCGACACAGUGGCCAGCAUCACGACGAUGAAGAGGACGAUGAAGAGGACGAUGAUGAUGAUGAUGAGGAGACUGACGACGAUGCGUCUGAGCAAAGACCACCACACGUGCGGCACGCUGGCCAGGGCAGCACGGCGUCGCCUGCAAAGCUAGCACAGCUCGCCAGGGCUUUCGUGGCCAUAGAGGACCUCGCCAACGAGAUUGGCCGGGAUACGCCGUUUGUGCGCAAGAUGGACGAGAGGCUGAUCCGGUGCCGCAACACGAUCCUGCUCGACCUCAACACAGCGCUCAAGGAGGCUCGGCGGGAGGCGAAGACCGAGUCCAAGGGGACUGGUGCCAGGAGGAAGGCGAGUGCGGCCAGGCUGUUGAGGUUGAUGGACAUAUAUGCUACUCUUGACGCGCAGGGCGAGGCUGUCAAGGCGCUGAGGAGUGUAUGACACGCUGCCGUGCAGCGUGUAAAAUGAACAAAAAAAGAUACCCAGUGA
This is a messenger RNA of Microdochium trichocladiopsis, 1548 nucleotides long. Its product is annotated as oligomeric golgi complex component, COG2-domain-containing protein. Gene Ontology annotation, biological process: Golgi organization; intra-Golgi vesicle-mediated transport; protein transport. Lineage: Eukaryota; Fungi; Ascomycota; Sordariomycetes; Xylariales; Microdochiaceae. Gene Ontology annotation, cellular component: membrane; COG complex. The transcript has a single exon. Bases 49 to 1500 code for a protein of 483 amino acids. The record is from RefSeq and is a predicted model, not a curated record.